Aplysia californica (California sea hare) is the source of this 1288-nucleotide messenger RNA. RefSeq names its product ribosome production factor 1. The record is from RefSeq and is a predicted model, not a curated record. Gene Ontology annotation, cellular component: preribosome, large subunit precursor; nucleolus. The transcript has 9 exons. NCBI's taxonomy places the organism in Eukaryota, Metazoa, Mollusca, Gastropoda, Aplysiida, Aplysiidae. Gene Ontology annotation, biological process: maturation of 5.8S rRNA; maturation of LSU-rRNA. Gene Ontology annotation, molecular function: rRNA primary transcript binding. Bases 190 to 1095 code for a protein of 301 amino acids.
GCAGUACAUUGUUUCGAUACUUGUCAACUGUGCCAGGCUAAAAGGAAACACACGUUUCUCUCUCAACACCAGUCAUCAGUUGUUCUGCAGUUUUCCACUAGGCUACAAUACAGGUACAAGUCUGUGUGGUCAACAAGCCAGCUGAGGGAGAAAGGAAGUAGAUUCUAGAUCUACAUACAUAUUGGAAACAUGUCUACGACAAUAACGAUGCCCGAGAUAAAGAACAAGCAGCGUAGAGGCGAGGUCUACAAACAGUACAAAAAGGAGAAGAGGAAGCUCAAAAUGGAGGAGAAAAAAAAAAGAAAGCAAGAAGAAAAGGAACUUGGAUCUGAGGCUCCUCCGAAAAAGAAGCCAAAGACGAUAGAAAAUAUGAGGGUACCAGAUGAAACCAUGGUUGAUCCGGCUAAUAAAGAGACCCAGAUUGAUUUGCAGAUGGAUGAAAUGGCGUCAUAUUUCAACCAGGAGACCACACCCAAGAUUUUGAUCACUACGUCAGACCGACCGACAACGAGGACCAACAGUUUUUGCAAAGAGUUGAAGAAAGUGAUCCCAAAUUCGUUUGUGAAGUACCGCCGCGGACUGGACUUGAAGAAAAUCAUUCCUCAGGCCAGUGAGAAGGAGUUCACUGAUCUCAUUGUGGUCAAUGAAGACAGAGGGGAGCCAAAUGGCCUUGUUUUAUGCCAUUUGCCUGAAGGUCCGACUGCAGAGUUCAAGCUUUUGAAUAUGAAGCUGACCAAGGAAAUUAAGAAAGUUGGGGAGAUGACUGACCACACCCCAGAGGUCAACAUACACAAUUUCAACACAAGGCUUGGUGUGACUAUUGGCCGUAUGCUGACCUGUUUGUUUCCCCGAGGCCCCAACUACCAUGGUCGCAGAGUGGUCACGUUUCACAAUCAGAGGGACUACAUCUUUUUCCGACAGCACAGAUAUCAGUUCAGGAAUGCAGAAAGAGUGAAUCUGCAAGAACUUGGUCCAAGGUUUAUCUUGAAACUGAGGUCACUGCAGAAAGGCACAUUUGACUCAAAGUUUGGGAUGUACGAAUGGGUUCAUAAGCGUCAUGAGAUGGAUACAAGCAGACGGAAGUUUCACUUGUAGAGGCUCGUGGCUGAUUUGUUAUAUCUUUUCAAGUCAUGGUCAGACAGACUGCAAGGAGAACUGCGAACCUGUAUCCUGGUCAAAAAGAAAAUUUGUUGCUGCGUUGCCUAAAUAAUGAAAUAUAUUAUUAUAUGUACAUUUUCUUCUUUUGCUUGGUAUGUGCUUAGGUAAAAAUAAAACAGCCUUCAACAAC